CUUUCUACUCAGCCACAAGCUGACUGGGCACGUUCAUCCCCUGUGCUCCUCCAUCCUCCUGCCCUCAUCGUAAACGCCAAUAUGCACGCCGAAGAUUGUUUUGCGUGCAACCUCGAUGUCACAGAUCGCCUUCUGGCUUCUCUCCCCUCCUUUUCUUCCCUCCGAUCCACCCUCCUCGCCUCCAAGUCCGCCUACAACGUCUUCAAUGCCCGGCCACUCCACAUCCUCAGCGAAGUCGCGUACAACCACAUCGGCCCGGCAUUGCCCCAGGCACUCCGUCUCGUGCGCUCAUAUGACGCUCAGAAGCGCCCAAAGGUAGUACCUUCAGAGGAGGAGUGCGUCGAAAACUCGCGGAUCACCUGGGAAGAAGCUCAGCUCCUCGCCCAUGUCAACAAGAUCAUUUGCGGUCUAGAAGACCUCUUCAGCUUCAGGGAGAAGGAUCGCACGUCGCGGACAUCACAGCUAACAUCCCAAGAAUCCACGCGCUUCCAACGCGCCGUCUACAGAAUAUGGCUUUUCUCAGUCCUCUACGGCAAUGCAAGGUUGACAGGGUGCGAACAAGAGAGCCACAACUUCGUCCAGGAACCUGCACUCGCCUUCCUCUCCGCAUUCUCUACCACCGAGCUCCGGGAGAUCGAGCGCGUCGCGCGCUUCCUCAAGCGUGCCGUCGCCUCUGCAGUCGAGAACACCGAGAACUACGAGCUAACCAUCGACUCCAUCCUCACCUGCGGCCCACCGUGCAUCCUCACCGCGGCCGCUCGCAAGGCCCACAUGCCCGACAAGGCCCAUCUCUCUUCCGGCCGACGUGGUUUCCUCACGGACACGCUCCACCAGAUCUGGGUCGAGCGCGGCGUCCGGCCCACCUGGCACUUUGCCGGCGCGGGCGUCCUGCUCGACAGCGUCAACGGCGCGAAGGACCGCUGUGCGCGCUGCAACGCCGUCAAGGGGCUCAGCCUGUUCAACCCCACGAAUUGGGAUCUCCUCGGCGCGUACGUGGCCCCCGUCGAGACGAAGCUGCAGCAGCUCGGGCUGAUCGAGACGGAGCCGUCGGAGCUGCCGCCGCCGCCGCGUGCGCUGGUGUCGUACCCCGAGUACAUGGACGCGAUCUACGGUAUGCGCGAUCGCGAUGCGUACAAGAGCUGGCAGCGCGACGACUGGAUGUGCACGCGCUGCGUCGAGGAGGCUGUCAUGGUGCACCUCCCCGCGUGGUGGGCACAGCAGUAGCCUUAUCCUGUUGCUGUCCGUUCUUGCCUUUGCUUUGCUUCAGAUGUUUAUGUCUACUUUACACUGCGUCUAAUCUGCACAAUGUACUACUAUACGCAUCGUCACGAUCAUCUUUUUUCUUUCGUUUCUUUUUUGCUGCGAGCGAUCACAAUAGGUUUUCUAUCUUGCGUGCGCUCGGGUAUUAGGUUAGGGUACCCAGGGCUGUAUAUAUUGGUGAUGGAGAUGUUCUGUACUAUACUAUCGAUGUUGGGGAGAAAUGUGGUUGGGCAUUAUACUGACA
Messenger RNA from Coniophora puteana RWD-64-598 SS2, 1504 nucleotides. RefSeq lists its product as uncharacterized. The record is from RefSeq and is a predicted model, not a curated record. NCBI's taxonomy places the organism in Eukaryota, Fungi, Basidiomycota, Agaricomycetes, Boletales, Coniophoraceae. The coding region runs from base 82 to 1224 and encodes 380 amino acids. The transcript is spliced from 5 exons.